Messenger RNA from Closterium sp. NIES-67, 2114 nucleotides. Lineage: Eukaryota; Viridiplantae; Streptophyta; Zygnematophyceae; Desmidiales; Closteriaceae. The record is from the annotation of a GenBank genome assembly.
UCCCUCCCCUCCUUGACCUGUGCUUCUCCCUCUCUCCUGUGGCUUCCGCCUUUCGCUUCCCGCCUCCCGUUUAUGUUUGCUCAGUUUAGCUCACUUCGGUUUGCCUCGUUACCGUACCUGGUAUUUGCCGCUUGUGUUAGUCUCCGUGUCUGAUGACGCGACGAAUCAAAUCAACUAGCCUUUCAUUACGACCUCUGGUUGAAAUUCUCACAACCAGAACCUAGCGUAUGGCGACAAUCUUUCGCCGUCGCUGGAAGUAGGGCGUACAGGCUCGCUGCUCGUAGCGUAGCGUCCAGACCAAACUUGUAAACCACUAGGUUUGUCGUAGGGUGGUAACUCUCGUCUUAGUUAGGCUUCGCGCUAGUUCACGAACUCUCGCUGCAUCGGCACGUUACCCGUGUUACCACCCAGUUCCGCCGCGCCUCACGGGAGGCCAUGGCGACGAGCCCCACUCGCACAGAAACGUCUAACGAAGCCGACCUAGACAAGCGCGCGGGCGGAAAGGAUGGCAGUCGGGGAGGUGGCGCGAGCAGUUCGGAGCAGGACCUUACCAAGGGCUCCGACCCCAAGUCCUUGAGGCGCCUGGUGCAGAACCGAGAGGCCGCCAGGAAGAGCCGACUGCGCAAAAAGGCGUACGUGCAACAGUUGGAGACCAGUCGCAACAGAAUGCAGCAGCUGGAGCAGGAGCUGGGUCGCCUGCGCAACCAGGUGGCAGUGCAGGGCAGCAGCACGGACCAGUCCCUGUCGCUGUCAGCAGGAGCACAGGGGGGGGCUGGCGCAGUGGCAGUCAACCCCAAUGUCAAUCCAGGCGCGGCGGCGUUUGACAUGGAGUAUGCGCGGUGGGUGGAGGAGCAGCAUCGCAUGAUGUGCGAGCUCAGAUCUGCACUGCAGUCCCGGCUCGGCGACCAGGAACUGUGCGUGCUGGUGGAGGCGAUAAUGACGCACUACGACGAGCUGUUCCGCGUGAAGGCGGUGGCGGCGAAGGCGGACGUGUUCCACCUCAUCAGCGGCAUGUGGAAGACGCCCGCCGAGCGCUGCUUCCUCUGGAUGGGCGGCUUCAGGCCCUCCGAGCUCCUCAAGGUGCUGAUCCCGCAGAUAGAGCCGCUGACAGAGCAGCAGCUGAUGGGCAUCUGCAACCUGCAGCAGUCGUCGCAGCAGGCGGAGGACGCGCUCUCCCAGGGCAUGGAGGCGCUGCAGCAGUCGCUGGCCGACACGCUCAGCGCGGGGUCGCUGGGGGCGGCCAGCAACGUGGCCAACUACAUGGGGCAGAUGGCCAUGGCCAUGGGGAAGCUCAGCACUCUGGAAUCGUUCGUCAAGCAGGCGGACAGCUUGCGACAGCAGACGCUGCAGCAGAUGCACAGGAUACUGACCACGCGGCAGGCCGCGCGGGGCCUGCUCGCCAUGGGUGACUACUUCGCCCGCCUGCGCGCCCUCAGCUCGCUCUGGGCCGCGCGGCCACGUGACCAGUGAUGCGAUUUGGAUGCUCUGUAGCUGACCUGCCAUUGUGGUGAUGUGGUGCUGUGGUGCUGUGGUGCUGUGGUGCACUUUCAUCCCUUCCAUCUGGUCAAGAAGCAGCUAUUGGGUGGAGCUAGCACUGGAGCCUGAUUCCUUCAUACUUGUCUGUGAAGGGGGUUUGCUGCUGGCUGGCUGGCUUGCUUGUUACGGAAUUGCUCUUGGUGACGGAGUGAGGGGUGACGGAGUGACGGAGCUGGGUAUAGGACAGGGCACUAAGCUAUACCCAACGUUCACCAAGCAUUCACCCAGCAUUGACCCAGUAUUCACCCUCCAUCCACCCCCCUUUCGCCCUACAUUCAUCCGUCACUCACCUAACAUUCGCCUCGCCCUGCAUUCAUCCACCAUUCACCCAUAGGACUACAUGGGUGCUGCAGCAUGAGGGUGCCUGCAGCUAAACUGCUGAAAUACUCUCGAAUGCUUGCUCCUCCUGGCCUCCAUUCUUAAGCCCAGGUAGCCUUCUGCUCUGCCUAGGUACCUGUCGCUGUUGGGGGAUGCUAUCUGCUGCUCAUUACCGAAUCAUAUGACGGCAUGGUAAUGAUCUAGGCUGUACAUAGGUGAUUCAUUAGUAAAAUAAAGAAAGGCUGGUACCGUUUACCCAU